This is a messenger RNA of Pocillopora meandrina, 1630 nucleotides long. Lineage: Eukaryota; Metazoa; Cnidaria; Anthozoa; Scleractinia; Pocilloporidae. The record is from the annotation of a GenBank genome assembly.
AUGGCUAAAGGAAAGAUUAAAGGGUUGACUCCUAACGUGAUAUCCUACAUCCAAAAGAGCUUCACCUACUGUGUUAACCAAAACAAGGGCCAGCCAUCCUCAUUACUCGAAGGGCUCACCUCUAUCGUACCACACGCGUUUGGCAAACACGAUAACUGCAGCAAUUCCUGGUGUGGAUACAAAAAAGACCCUGAAGGCUACAAGCACGGAAGUCUUCCAGGAGGCAAGGACCUGACGGGCGAAGAUUUACGUGCAACCUUGGAAGAAGCUAUUCGACCAUUUCUUUCUCAUGACUCCGUGAAAAAGCUGGCCAGCGGGCUCAUCAUCACAGAAAAUGAAAGUGUAAACAGUUCCAUUGGCUCGAAAGCGCCGAAAAUAAGACAUUAUGGAGGCUCGCAAAGCAGCGACUUUAGAACCGCUGCAGGAAUAGCUCAGUUUAACAAAGGGAACAGAUAUCUGACAUUAGCCACGGAAAAAAUGGGUCUGGCACAGACGCAUAUCACAGAACAGAACACCGACAAAAUUGACAAGAAAAGGAAAAGGGAUGGCGAGCGAAAGUCAACAAAAGAGUUCAAAAAAGCGAGAAGAAACUCUCGAAAGAAAAAGAAUCAAAAGACCAAUUCUGCUGAGAAACGCGAGUCAGCAACGUACGAGACAGGGAUCGGCUGGCAACAGAGCGACAAAGAGAAAGCCGCCAUCACGAAUGCAACCAUGAACGAUCUAAAGGCAUGUCUGACAAAGGAGGAGUUUAGUGAUUAUACCGAUGAUCUCCCAAAAAUCCAACGAAGGGAACAGCCAGGAAGUCUCCGAGUUACCUGUAAUCCAACAACGUUCACGUUUUCUUCAUUUGGCCCUCGACAUAGAAACAACAGGUCUAGACCGGAAAUCGGAUAUUCUGCAGAUUUCAUGCAUUCCACCAAAUGCUGAAACCAAAUCAUUUUCGGUAAACCUUUUUCCAGAAAAUCGAAUUAUUGGCCAGUCAGCGACGCAAGUCCACGGUAUAAGUGUAGAGUUUUGUAAGGGCAGAAAAACAUUAUUGAGAAGAGGGAAAGAACUGGAGGCCGUAUCGCAAACUCAGGGUCUCAGUGAUUUUUGCAGUUUCCUAAAACAGCAGUCCCGUUCCUUCCAAGUUGUCCUUAUUGCACACAAUGGUGAAAAGUUUGACUUCCCAGUUCUGAUCAAUGCUCUGAGAAGGAACAAUCUCCUUGAAUUGUUCCUGGCUACUGGUGUUGUCCUUGUGGACUCUCUAAAGAUUGUUUCGACAGAAAUGAAGCAGAAAGGUAGCCCUUUGUAUUCCUGCAAGAGCAAAUCUUUGUCCGACGUUUACGAAGUUUUACUGAAAGAAAAGUUUGAUGCACAUGAUGCACAAGAAGAUGCUACCGCCUUGUCGCGUAUUUUAUUUCAGUCCCCUCUGCAAUUAUCUGUUGAAAGAAUUCAGACGCACGCAGUUCCUGCAGAACUGUUCGUAAAAAAAAUGAACUCAGCACAAGAGGCAAAAUCCCGAAAGUCCACGCUGCAUCGCCUCCCGGUCUCCGAAGGGAUGAAGGAGAAAAUGGGAAAGGCCGGGCUUGACUACGAAACAAUGCAGGGUGUUUACAAGAAAGGUGGAACGAAAGCUCUGUUAGCGGUG